Molecule: messenger RNA, 481 nt
Organism: Polyodon spathula (Mississippi paddlefish)
Lineage: Eukaryota; Metazoa; Chordata; Actinopteri; Acipenseriformes; Polyodontidae
Product: pyruvate dehydrogenase E1 component subunit beta, mitochondrial-like
Exons: 3
Coding region: 132-437 (101 amino acids)
Biological process (GO): pyruvate decarboxylation to acetyl-CoA
Molecular function (GO): pyruvate dehydrogenase (acetyl-transferring) activity
Source: RefSeq, a predicted model, not a curated record
GUAUACAGAUUGGGUCUAAAACUCAGAGCUCAGUAAUGGUCAUCCAGGCAGCUCAGAACAAGGAAGAGUUUGAAGCGCACUGAGAGAGAAAUCAUUUAAUAAUUGUUGGCUUGUGGCCGAUUUGUGAGUUCAUGACUUUCAAUUUUGCUGUGCAAGCCAUAGACCAAAUUAUAAACUCUGCUGCCAAGACUUACUACAUGUCUGCUGGGCUGCAGUCCGUCCCCAUCGUGUUCCGAGGCCCCAGUGGCCACGCUGCUGGAGUGGCAGCCCAGCAUUCCCAGUGCUUUGCAGCCUGGUAUGGGCAGUGCCCCGGGCUCAAGGUGCUCAGCCCCUGGAGCGCCGAUGAUGCUAAAGGACUCCUAAAAGCUGCCAUCAGAGAUGACAACCCAGAUCAUCAGUCUCCGCAGUAUCCGGCCCCUGGGUAUGGAGGCGAAUGAAAGCAGCGUGGCGAAGACCCAUCACCAGGUCACCGUGGAGGGGG